Messenger RNA from Zea mays, 921 nucleotides. Its product is annotated as rapid alkalinization factor. Gene Ontology annotation, cellular component: plasmodesma. The record is from RefSeq and is a predicted model, not a curated record. NCBI's taxonomy places the organism in Eukaryota, Viridiplantae, Streptophyta, Magnoliopsida, Poales, Poaceae. Gene Ontology annotation, biological process: calcium-mediated signaling.
GCUGGGUGCUGAGUCCCACAGGCCAUAGCAAUCCCAGGCGCUUCUAUUUAUUUAUUUAUUUAUUACUUGGUAGCAUGGUUAGAAAUCAGAUUUUCUAGCAGGUCAAACUGCAGCAAGAAUCGCGCGCGGGAGCAGGAGCCUGCUAGAUGUUCGUGCCUCGGCACGAGACCACGCGUUCUCGAUGCCCAGCGUUGCUGGAGCAAGGUCAGCGUUGGUGGCAUGACGUGGCACCGCCGUUCGCCCGGACACGAUGCCAGCGCCCAGCACCAAACAGAACACUCCCUCCAGGCCUCCAGCUUAAAAGCGCCCCACCACCGCUCAAGGCGCUUACUCAACUCAAAUCCGGUAGAUUCUUGGUGUUGCAUUGCAACAUUCUAAACCACGCUGCCAGCUCCACCGUGCCGGCCGCCACCUCGUUCGUGUGUCUCAAAGCCCCGCGUCCACCAUGGCUUCGGCACGGCACACGCUGCUCCUCGCGGCCGCGAUGUCGGCGCUCGCCGUCUCCAGCGGAGACACGGCGUCGGAGCUGAUGAUCUCGAUCAUCCACGCGCGCGUGGCGGCGGAGUGGGCGUGGCCGGGGGCCGGGGCCGCGGCUUCUUCCGACGACUCGUGCUGGGGCUCGUCGCCGGAGGAGUGCCCCGUCUAUUACGGCGUGGACGCCGAAGGCGGCGCCGCGCCGUGUGGCCGGAUGCGCCUGCUACUGUACUACGACGUGGACACCGCGGCCAGCCUGCUGCCCACGGCGCAGUACAUCAGCUACAGCGCGCUGAUGCCGGACUCGGUGCCGUGCUCCGUGCCGGGGGCGUCCUACUACAACUGCCAGCCGGGCGCCAAAGCCAACCCCUAUACGCGCGGCUGCUCGGCCAUCAACCAGUGCCGCGAGUAGCUGACUUUGCUCUCUUCUUCUUCUUCUUCUUCUUC